AAUUAUGAAAAAAAAAGGUCUGAGCGAAAGUAAAAAGAAAGAAAACCAAAAGAACUUUGCGGUGGUAGAAAGGGCGGAAGAGGGCGGAAGAGCAGCGGUGGCCGGCUGUGGAAAAAUUAAAUGGCCACCCCUCUUUCCUCCCAUUUCCCUCUUUCUUUCUUCCCUUCUCAAUCACCUUCCUUUGGAAAGCCUUUUCUCUUUUCUUCCUCUAUUUCUUUCCCCGCUCUUCGUUUUCUCUCUUACACCAACCUCACGAAGCUCCCUAGAACCUCUCUCCUCGCUUUCUCUUCCAACAAUUCCGGUUCUUCUCCUUUCAACGAUCCUUCCGGUUCGAAUUCUUCUCCCUCUAAGAAAUCGGUUCUCACCAAUCUGAUACAGGAGAUCGAACCAUUGGAUAUUAGCCUUAUCCAAAAAGAUGUCCCCCCUUCAACUGUGGAUGCAAUGAAAAGGACUAUUUCGGACAUGUUGGGUUUACUUCCAUCUGAUAGGUUUCAAGUCUUUAUCGAGGCAUUGUGGGAACCUCUUUCAAAGUUAUUGAUCUCUUCUAUGAUGACAGGUUAUACAUUGAGGAAUGCUGAAUAUAGGCUUUGCCUUGAACGGAGCCUUGGUUGUGAAGGAUGUUUGGGAAAAACUCCGGACAAAUGGAACUUUGAUUUACAAGAGGUAUUGUUGGACAGUACAAAAAUAAGUGAUUGUUCAGGGAAAGACUAUGUGUCAUCUGAAUUCGAGGAAACCACUGAAGACAAAGUUGAAGACAUUGAAUUUCAAGGCAUAGGUGAAAUAUCCCCUGAAACUCGUAAAUACAUACUUCUUUUGCAGUCUCGUCUAACUUCCAUGAAAAAGGAACUUCGUGAAAUCAAGGGGGAAAAUGCUGCUUUACAAAUGCAACAAAUUGCUGGGGAAGAAAAGAACGAUUUACUAAACUACUUGAGAUCACUACAACCAGAUAAGGUAGCGGAGCUUUCCGAACCAACAUCCCCUGAACUGAAAGAAACAAUCGACUCUGUCGUCCACAAUCUCCUGACCACCCUUUCUCCAAAGAUGCAUUCAAAGAUUCCUCCUUUGUCAGAGAACAAUGCAACUGGAACUGUAAAUAAUAUUGAGAUUGAAGAUUGUACAGAACUUGUUGAGAAUACUUCACUUCAGUUACAACCCAUUAUUUCGUUAACACGAGACUACCUUGCUCGUCUUCUCUUCUGGUGUAUGCUAUUGGGACACUACCUUAAAGGUCUCGAGUAUCGGAUGGAGCUAAUCGAACGUGUUUAAAAAUGUGCCAAAACAUUUGAUUGAAACUAUGUCUUCUGACGUUCAUAGUUCUUUCUGAACGUGUAUGCUAUUGGGACACUACCUUAAAGGUCUCGAGUAUCGGAUGGAGCUAAUCGAACUUUUAUCCUCGACAAGCAAGCCCAAGGACAACGGCAUGGUGAUGAGCAGGUUAUUUAGAGUUGCUCUGAUAUGAAAGACUACUUUUUUUUUUCCGAAGAAGGCUGGAUUUGAACCAAGGUUAGGCCCUUAUAAUCUCUUGCUGAUGGAGUUAUUUUUAUGCAUAAAAUGGAUACAAAUGUUGAGCAAAUUGCUAAUAACCAAAGUUAUUUUGGUACUUCUCAAUUGUUUAAUUGAUCUUAAUUAAAAUUUAGAGUGUUUAGUAUCUACCAUUGAUUUAAAAUUUCUAGUA
Messenger RNA from Gossypium raimondii (Peruvian cotton), 1675 nucleotides. RefSeq lists its product as uncharacterized. The record is from RefSeq and is a predicted model, not a curated record. The transcript is spliced from 6 exons. The coding region runs from base 121 to 1266 and encodes 381 amino acids. NCBI's taxonomy places the organism in Eukaryota, Viridiplantae, Streptophyta, Magnoliopsida, Malvales, Malvaceae.